AGCUUGUGUAGUGCUGAUAUAUAAAAAACAACUGGAGUAACUAACUCGCAGGUGAACAGCAGAGCUUCAGUCCACUGCUGCUUGCAGACAGACAUAAACGAGCGCGCGGGGGGAGGAAACCUCACGACUCACCACAACAACCAACCGUCUGACUCCUAAACAGGUUUUCAGAUUCCUGAGUAGGGUAUAAAAAAAUCUCCGGGUCUGACCUGAAAAUCUGCGGACUGACUGUAAGGGGCAUGCGUGCAGCGCAGCUACAGAGGAACUCUUUAUGAACGGGCUGAAGUGCCAAGAAGGAUUUCCAUUUCUCCCACAGCUCCGGCUUUCUUCUCGCUGUAGCGCAGGAACGACGCGUGCUUUACUGGACUUAUAAUCGACCAGCGAAUUUUCAGGCUGAUGAAGCACUUUGUCAGCCCUUAUAUUGUUCUUUGCUUUUCUGCAGCCCAGCGAGAAACCUGCAAAACAACAUUGUAGUGCAGCGGUGAUGGACAUUCGCUUUGGCGUCUCGGUUAUGCACGCAUUGGAGUCAUUGUGCUUUUUUUCAAAGGCGCUACUUCUGCACACAUCUCUCGCUCGCCUGACUUUCUUUAAAGCUUAAAAUGUUUUGUCGGUGUGUGUGAGCGAUGGCGUCCGAACCGCACCAGGUGACGGAGAGGUUAUCUGCACGUUUGGACCUGUUCGCGUGGAUAAUGAGAAUUUAUGCCACAGGUGAAUGAAUAUUUUCUGUUUUGAAGCCGCUUUCUGACUCUGGCAUACAACUCGAGAGGGCUGCACGGUGAACAAUGGAUCUCAAAGUGGAAACCGAAGAAAUGGAGUCAAAUCAACCUCCACCCAUAGAAGUUUUUGCGCACAGCUCGACCCUGCACGGAAUCUCUCACAUCUUCACGUACGAGCGGUUCUGCGUCAAACGCUGCCUGUGGCUCGUGUUUUUCUUGGGCUCUCUGACCUUCUUGCUGUACGUGUGCGUGGACCGGAUCCACUUCUACCUCGAGUACCCUCACGUCACCAAACUGGAUGAGGUCACGACCCCGAUCAUGACGUUCCCCGCCGUCACUUUCUGCAACCUGAACGCUUUCCGCUUCAGCCGCGUGACGCGCAACGACCUGUACCACGCAGGGGAGCUGCUGGCCCUUCUCAACCAAAGGUAUGAGAUCAGAGACAUGCACCUGGUGGAGGAGAGCGUUCUGGAGAGUCUCAAGGUCAAAGCCGACUUCCACAACUUUAAACCGCGACCCUUCAACAUGCGGGAAUUCUACGACCGUACCGGCCACGAUAUCAGUGACAUGCUGCUCUCCUGCCACUUCCACGGCACCGAGUGCAGAGCAGAGGACUUCAAAGUGGUCUUCACUCGCUAUGGGAAGUGUUACACCUUUAACGCUGGCGGUGAUGGGCGCACUCCCCUCAUCACCACCAAGGGAGGUAUGGGUAACGGCCUCGAGCUCAUGCUGGACAUUCAGCAGGAUGAAUACCUGCCAGUCUGGGGAGAAACAGAUGAGACUUCGUUUGAAGCGGGGGUCAAAGUUCAGAUCCACAGUCAGGACGAGCCGUCCUUCAUUGACCAGCUCGGAUUCGGAGUGGCACCCGGGUUCCAGACAUUUGUUUCCUGUCAGGAACAGAGGCUGAUAUAUCUCCCCCCACCCUGGGGAGACUGCAAGGUGACGCCAAUGGAGUCGGACUUCUUUGACACUUACAGCAUCACAGCCUGUCGCAUUGACUGCGAAACGCGCUACCUGGUGGACAACUGCAACUGUCGCAUGGUGCACAUGCCUGGCGAUGCCCCCUACUGCACCCCCGAGCUGUACAAAGAAUGUGCUGACCCAGCUCUGGAUUUCCUGGUGGAAAGAGACAAUGAUUUCUGUGUGUGCGAGACGCCGUGCAACAUGACCAGAUACAGCAAAGAGCUGUCUUUUGUCAAGAUCCCCAGCAAGGCCUCUGCUAAAUAUCUUGCAAAAAAAUACAACAAAUCUGAGCAGUACAUUAAGGAAAAUAUCCUGGUUUUAGAUAUCUUCUUUGAAGCUCUCAAUUAUGAAACUAUUGAACAGAAGAAAGCAUAUGAAGUGGCUGGACUUUUAGGUAUAGCUUCAUUUCUAUUAUAUAACAUAGACUGCUUACGUUUUUUGUCUUCAUGCAUUUGUUAUGAAUAUGCUUUCAUUUCAGGUGAUAUUGGUGGUCAGAUGGGACUUUUUAUUGGUGCAAGUAUACUGACUAUUCUGGAGAUAUUUGACUACCUUUAUGAGGUAAUGAAGUACAAACUGUGCCGCUGCUCCGAUAAGAAGCACAAGCAUAACAACAACAAUGACCAGGGAACGGUCCUGAGCUUAGACGAUGUCAAGUGUCACGUCAGUAACUUUCACUAAGCUUCUGCAGCCGGGGGCAGAGAGCCGCCGCACUCUCUCGCUUGUGAGCAGCUUCGUGGACUUUGUUCUUUGCAGGUUUUCUUUCUUUUCCCACUGCUGGAACAACAGAGGAAGUGCGUGAACUGUGCCUGAUUAAGGUGUGUAAGCGACAUGAUGAAAUAGGGACGUGUGGCUGAGGUAGGCAGACGGCCACAGCGACGCGAGGGCAGGAGAACCAAGAGAAAUAAAACUAAAAAAUGUUAGAAUAACUGCAUGGUCUUCUGUAAACACCUUUUCAAGACGUAGUAACAGAUACAGUUAAAGGUUACACAGAUUCAUUAUAUGUUCAGUAAAUCAGUGUUAGAAAUCCCAGCAAUGUGGUGUCAGUUUGACUGUUUUUGUGUGAAAUAGUUGUUAAUUUACAGGAAUUUUUGUUUGGACUAAACCAGCUUUCUCUUUUACUUACAGCUGUCUUCCCCUGUUAAACUACGCAUUUUGCCAUCAUACUGUACUACCUCGUCUCGCAGGAUGACAGUGCUAAAAAUAAUUUAAGUAAAACUGACUGACAAAAAGGUAACUGCCAUGUAGAGUAGGCGGACAUUAAAGAAAGCCCAACAUUUUCUUGAAAAGUAGUCGCAGGCGGUUUUCACAGAAAGCAUUUUGAUGUGUCACAAUAGGUAAAAGCACAAAUGUAAGGAUAGCUGAGAUCCAUUUACUUUAAUUAUGGGUUCCUGCAGCUGGAUGAAUAAAACGUAAUAAAAUCUCGCUUCCCACCGUCACCACGUGCUUGCUCAGAGGGCAUCAUCUGUUCACUGCGGUUCUGUCUUUCUUAUUGUAGGGUCUUUACCUUACAAUAUAAAGCACAGUCACACAUCUUUAGUUGUGAAGGGGCACUAUGUAAAUGAGACCUAAUUGAACUUUUUAAGCCCAAUAAAAAUUUGUACACCCCGAAUUUGUAUUUAAUGUUAUAGAUGUUAAAUUGCUCAUAUUAGUGUAGCUAGGUCUGUUUGUAAAUAGAAAAAGAUUAAAUAAUAAGAGUAAGUGUAAGCUCUGCGAAAGUAACUGUUUUGUUUUAUGGUAGUUAUUUUCUGUUACAUAAAUCCUGAGGUAAUGGUGGAUGGUCAUAAUAAACAUGGCCAGAGUUUCAGAUAUGUGUAAAUAAUCCCUGCUAGCAAAAAGGCAGCUUUAAACUAGUUCAGACCCCACUGUCAUAAUAACUUGAGAUAUCAGGACAAACCUUCUAUUUGCAAAAGGCAGCCAAUCAGACGAAAGCUGGCUGAAUUGGAGAAGCGCUAAGAGUUUUUCUUCCCUUGAAGAGAGGGAAUAUACAAUUGGUUACAUUUGCUUGUCUGUCUGUUAACAGUUUAGCCUCUGCAGUUUUCAAGAUAUUAUUUUCAAUUGUUUGUGAUGGUAGAUACCAAUAACAGCUCAAGCUGAUUUCAUUUAGGUGGAAAUCAGUAAAAACGUUAUAUUACCCAAUGUUUUUAAUGGCUCGUCUUCAAACUUCACAA
Molecule: messenger RNA, 3847 nt
Organism: Haplochromis burtoni (Burton's mouthbrooder)
Lineage: Eukaryota; Metazoa; Chordata; Actinopteri; Cichliformes; Cichlidae
Product: acid-sensing ion channel 1
Exons: 9
Coding region: 783-2357 (524 amino acids)
Biological process (GO): sodium ion transmembrane transport
Cellular component (GO): membrane
Source: RefSeq, a predicted model, not a curated record